This is a messenger RNA of Coccidioides posadasii C735 delta SOWgp, 618 nucleotides long. RefSeq lists its product as uncharacterized. Lineage: Eukaryota; Fungi; Ascomycota; Eurotiomycetes; Onygenales; Onygenaceae. The record is from RefSeq and is a predicted model, not a curated record. Gene Ontology annotation, molecular function: protein binding.
AUGAAAGGGUAUAUUUCUGAUGGAUCGUCCGGAUCGCCGCUGUUCCAUAUCCAGGGGCAUGGUUCAUCCGGAUGGGGCAAGUGGUCGCCGUCGAUGUUGCUUGUCAUGUCAUCGUCGUUUUCGAGCCCGGUGAUCAUAUCUGGACGGGGUAAGAUUACUGAUAAGCAGGAGCCUCAAAAGACACUAUCAUUUGUGGUAAACUCAGUGGUCUUCUCAAAUGACGGCCAGCGACAUGCAUCAGGGUCCAAUGAUCGGACGGUCAAGAUCUGGGAUCCCACUUCGGGUGAUUGCCUACAGACUCUGUUUGUUGGCAGGACUGUAGGUCGACUUUCAUUCGAUCUAACAGACAUUUUCCGGCUUUCUACAGAGAUCGGAGCCUUUCACCUGGACUACCAUUCUGCCACGGCUAAGUCAGAUAGCGAGAAGGCUGCACCCUACGAUUCUAUCCGUUCCAGUUAUGGCAUAAGUACCAAUGGCAUAUGGAUUGUGAAUAACGGACAGAAUGUGCUUUGGCUACCUCCACAGUCUCGUCCGGAAACUUUUACGGUAGCAGAUUCAACAGUGGCCAUCGGCUGUCGGUCAGGUUGUCUCUUAGUGAUGCGUUUUCAACGGAUGUGA